Molecule: messenger RNA, 1389 nt
Organism: Symbiodinium sp. CCMP2456
Lineage: Eukaryota; Dinophyceae; Suessiales; Symbiodiniaceae
Source: the annotation of a GenBank genome assembly
AUGGGCUGCGGUGCCUCCACUAGGCAGAAGGACGAUCGCCAAGCUUUUCUCAUCGUGCCCCAGGUGUCGGAAUUCAGUGCUGAUGAAGACGAACCCGAACCUCCAAGAGACAUUCGGGACUUCUAUGUGCUUGGCGAAGUGCUGGGAAGCGGUGCCUUCGGACAAGUCCGCAGCGCCUGCUUGAUCAAGGAUCCGAGCGAGCUUCGAGCUGUCAAGGUGUUAGAGAAGGACGGGAAUGUGUGCCGAGAGGACCUAGACCAGGAAGUGGAGCUGCUUGGGCAGCUGGAACAUGAGAACAUCAUCCGCUUCCACGAUGUCUAUGAAGACAUGCACUUCCUGUAUAUUGUCACAGAUCAUUGCGCCGGCGGCGAAGUGUUUGCGAAGAUCGUUGAGCUGAGGAGGUUUACUGAAGAGAACGCAGCUUUCAUGGGCAAGCAGAUGCUGGCCGCCAUCGCAUACCUACAUGACAAGCGCAUCGUCCACCGGGAUGUGAAAGCUGAGAAUUUUCUCCUGGCAGAGCCGACCAUCCACUCGAAAAUCAAGAUGAUCGACUUCGGAUUGGCAACCAGAAUUGAAGAAGGACAGUUCCUGACCGAGCUCUGUGGGUCUCCUCACUACGUCGCGCCGGAACUGAUCGGGCAGAGGUACACGGAGCUCGUCGACGUCUGGGCUUUCGGUGUCCUGAUGUAUCUGCUGAUGUACGGAGCCUACCCUUACGAUGGCAAGGAUCCCAAAGACAUCAUGAUCAAGGUCCUGACAAAGAAAAUCCCCUGGCAGAAGCGAGCGGUGCUGAGCAACACGUGCCUGGACUGCUUGACUACCGCGUUGCAGCACGACGUCACGAAGCGCCUCAGUGCCAAGGAGGUCUCCCAGCACGCCUGGUUCGACGGCUCGUCAGAAGGCAAUUCGAUUCCCAGCGAGGUCCUCCGAAGUGCUCACAGGAAGGUCACCGCUUCGAGGAGGACGGCGGAUCCCUCUGUCGAGCAGCAGCGCAACGAGAAGUUGCAGAAGUUGGAGGAAGACUGGAAGCAGGGCCUCCUCCCUGCGAACAUCCGCCCGGUACAUCGGCCGGAAGUGCUGCGGCGCAAGAACCGCUUGCGGACGGCGCCCUCCGUCGGAAUGAAGGACUCCCCUGCGAUAGCCCUGGCCCACCAUCUGGAUCUCUGCAGAGACCUGCUUUCCCAAGCCGACGCCAAGGGCUUCCUUGAGAGCCAGAACGAUUCCGCUUCCAUUGAUCUCGGAUGUCCAGGAGCAGAAGACCUGAUUGAUGCCGACUUCACGACCCUCACGCCACGCCUUCCUCCAGGAAUGAUCAGGAGCUCCCAGAGCUUCCCAGACCGGGACAUGAUUGGCUCCCGAGUUCGGGCUGCCUCGGAGGUCUUGGACUAG